AUGCCCCCGAAAGUAACUGGCGACCCUAAGCGACGGACAGGUGCACGCCGCAAGGUUGUUUUGGCCUGCGACUCGUGUAGAGAGAAGAAAAUUCGCUGUGACGGGAAUAAGCCCAUAUGUGGGGCAUGCAGGAGGAGAUCUUAUCGGAUUGACCAGUGCCUCUACAACCCGGAUAACGCCCGGACCGCCAGCAGAGACGAAUACUUUCAGACCCUUCAUCUUCGAAUUAGAGAACUGGAAAAUGCCUGUUUGAUGGCCGGAGUGUCCAUCGACAGUCCACUGGGCCUUCGGGCCCAACAGGAAUCCCAUAGCGAGCUCAACAGAGGCAAUGAAAUACCAGUGGAGACGGAAGGCCUUAUCAUGGCUGCCCCCACCCCGUUUGGGGAACUUGAGGAGCGAACCACUACCUCCACAGGUUUCAGGGUUGGCGGACGACCGGACCAACCGGUACUAGCCACACGCAGUGAAAGCGCAAACAGCCGGUCCAGAUUGGCAGUAGAAGAGACUACAGAGUGUUCACCGGAUGUAGGAUCUUAUGGAUCGCCGUUGUUCGCCGAUGGAGAAGCCCACGUCACUGGAAUGGGCCAGAUCACAGCUCCAGAUGCUGAAAGCAGGAAACAAUCCUCCCGAUUUCAAUUUUAUGGUAGUUCAUCCACUGCUUCACUCAUGAGGUUUGCCUGGCAGUCGCUGCCUUCACGGCCAGCAAAUUCUUCUGGUGCCGAGCUUGCUUCUAGCACGCUGCAUGAUACUUUCACCGAGUAUCGGUUCGACGAUUUUGCCCUUCUACCGCGCACGCUGGCAGACCACCUCGUCCGCUGCUUUUUCGAUCAUGUAUAUACCCUAUAUCCGUUCUUUCACCGCCCUGCGUUUGAAGCAGCCUAUCGGAAUCUCUGGCGUGCUGAGGAUGAGCCUAAGAUACCUCUCACAGACUUGAGAAUUGGACUGGGUUCCGGCGCAGAAUCCAGCCCUAAAUCAAUCGUUUUCCAUGCUGCCUUGAAUGCUAUUUUUGCUCUGGGAUGUCAAUUUGUAGAUAUCGAGGAAGUCGAAUCUGUUGCAAAUUCCUUCUUCCUUAGGUGCAAGCGCUUUAUUGGACUUGACUUUCUUGAUAUUAAUACCCUUGGUGUAGUUCAGACUCUGUUGAUAACAGCGCUAUUCUUGCAGAGCUCUCCCUAUCCCAGCCGAUGUUGGCAUUCCGUUGUUGUUGCUUGCAGGGUUGCCCUGGGUUUAGGACUCCAUGAGUCGGAUAUCCUCACCAGCUUAUCGCCCUUGGAAUCUGAUAUUCGACGCCGAACGUGGCACGGCUGUGUGAUGAUGGAUGUUACUCUGAGCAUGACGCAUGGCAGACCUACUAUGACGACUCAUCUAGCUCCUCUUCCCCCACCAGAUGACUCCGAGAUGCCCCGACAAGAUCCGCCGGGAGAACCGUCACUGCUGUCGUUUUAUAUCGAGGCUAUUAAACUCUACAGCAUCUUAGACAAGAUUUUAUCCGAUGUAUAUUGUGCCUGGUGUAGUCGGACACGCCAAGAUCGACCACAGGCGUCAACCAAGAUCUUGGGAGGCCUAGACACAAUCCUUGAAAUUGAAAGAGAACUCACUUUGUUUGAGGCUAGUACUCCUCCAUGCCUUAAGUGGGACCCGGACGCACCGGAAUUCAAUUCAGACGGUAAGCUGAACCAGGCAAUCGCCCAACAGAGAAAUGUUCUCCACGCGAGAUACUUGCAUCUUCACCUCCUCCUCCACCGUCCGAUGUUUACUCAGCUCUACGCAGAAAAAGUACGCAAAAGCGACUUUGUAGGUGGAAAUGGCAUAAGAGAAGAAUGGACCGCUCACAGUUCCGCAACCCGGAGCACUCUGUACUUCUCCACAGCUAAUAAAUCCGCCACCGCUUGCGUAAUGGCAGCCAUUGACCUGACGCACCUAGUCCAUGAGACGUACCAUACAAACGCCACCGAUGCAUGGUGCCCGAGCUGCCGGAGAGAAGCUACAAGCGUUCUAGAAUCAAUGGCAACAGUUAAACGCUCCGCGAACAACACGCUUCAGUUCCUCAAAGCUUUGUAUCGGCAAGCUGUGCCCGCUGAUAUGCAACAAACAGGCAGUCAGACUGCUGGUGCUGCUUCGCUGCAUCCAGAUAACAUGACUCAACAUUACACCCCGUUUGAUCACCCGGAUCACGACUUAACGCAAGCUCCAUUCUUCAAUUGGGAGGAAUACGCCGGAAGUAUGGGACAGGGGUUUGAUGAUUUGGGGUUUUUGACGAGGCUUGAUUUUCCUGAUACUUUACCUUGA
Messenger RNA from Aspergillus niger, 2286 nucleotides. RefSeq lists its product as uncharacterized. The transcript has 5 exons. Gene Ontology annotation, biological process: positive regulation of transcription from RNA polymerase II promoter by galactose; DNA-templated transcription. Bases 1 to 2286 code for a protein of 761 amino acids. Gene Ontology annotation, molecular function: zinc ion binding; DNA-binding transcription factor activity, RNA polymerase II-specific; RNA polymerase II cis-regulatory region sequence-specific DNA binding. NCBI's taxonomy places the organism in Eukaryota, Fungi, Ascomycota, Eurotiomycetes, Eurotiales, Aspergillaceae. The record is from RefSeq and is a predicted model, not a curated record. Gene Ontology annotation, cellular component: nucleus.